Cylicocyclus nassatus is the source of this 1779-nucleotide messenger RNA. Lineage: Eukaryota; Metazoa; Nematoda; Chromadorea; Rhabditida; Strongylidae. The record is from the annotation of a GenBank genome assembly.
AUGAAGGCACCUAAAAUAAAGAUUAGAAAGCAGCAGAAAAAAUCGAAUUCGAAUAAAAGCUUCGUAAGAAAGAAUAGUUACGUUGUAAAGCAGAUCACCCAGAGAGUUAUUGUUGGCAAGAACAUCGGAACUACCGGCUACGGUUGGAAAUUGGUGUCCGGUAUACUUUCUAUGGCGAUCGAGACGAAAAAUAUCGGUACCCGGACAUCACCAUCUUCUCUCGAGAAAGAAGCGGAAUCCUCUUCAUCUUCACUGUCAUUUACUCACGAGACAAACGCAUAUCUGACCGCAGACUUCGUGAGAGAAAGUAGUUACACUACCAUGAUAGAAAUAGACAUGUCACUGACUUAUGACUUCGCACCUGGGCCUAAACUAAUGAGGAAAAGGCGAAGGCCACCGAAUAUACUUGUGAAAUCUCGACUUUACAAGGAGAAAGCCGAAAAUGGGUUCAGUACCUCGUCUAGAAGAUUUGGAGGUGGAACAUUCUACGAUUAUCUUUUUGAAGUAGCUCAAACGGGAAAAUCGCCGACAACCUGGGAGGAGGUGCAGGCGGCAUUCUGUGACUUUUUCAAGGAUGCCAUAUACGAUAUCGAGGAGAGUUUUCGAAGCACAACCCGUGCAGAAAGUUGUUUGAUUGAGGGAAGCGAGGGUAUGCGUAUUUUCAACUUCGUGCUGGAAAAGAUGAAGAAUUUCAAGAAUUUUCCUUUUACCUUUCGCAGGCUAUGCGAGCUGCUCACUUAUCCGACGCGUUGGUACACGGAUUUUCCGAAAUUCAUGCGUGCCUUGGAAAAAGUGAUGGAUGUUGAGGCUACGACUGAGCCUUCAAAGCCAGUAGCACAGGAUGCUAAUGAUGGACAAAAAAUCGUGUCAUUGUUCUUUAAGGCUACGAGAAAACAAAAGAUCAUAGCAGAAAGCUCAGACGAAGAGAGCGGAAGUGGGAACAAGGAAAAUAAAAGCCAUGGAUCAGACUCUAGUGGUGCUCAAGAUAACGAUAAGCAUCUGGAUGACUGUAUGUGCGAAGACUGCAUAGUCCAUCGUUAUAACAUGUGCCGCAAGCCUCCACCACCACCUCCAAAGCGUCAGAGUGCUGGAGCUGAUCCCAACAUUGAUUCAUCUUCUGUUACUAAUGGAAAAAGAAAGACACGCAGUAAAAAGAGAGCACCCAAGAAGAAAAAAGCGCGAGCUCAGAGACGAUUUGAUUUUAGCCAAGCUCCCUUUGAUACGUAUGAUGAGAUAAUAGAGCUUCCGGAUGGUGUUUAUCCGCAAGACGUCCAAGGUGUGUACGAAUGCAUCAGUGAUGAAGAAGCUAAUCGUGAAAUUGUUAGAGGGGCACUAAUGACAGUGUACGAUGUAGAAGAAUUUGAUGGACUGGAUUACAUUCAGCAGGUCUCCUACUACCAACAAUUGCCAGAUGUCGCCUUGAUUGAGGAAGAACAUUCCUAUGCACGUCCUACUGUGUAUGCACUUCCAAAUACUUCUGUCGGAGAUCAAUGUGGUGGAUUGAAUGAGAAGUACUGUAAAUGGAGCAAAAUUGCACAAUGCCACCGCUUUGCCGUAAGCGCAGCUUGUUCUAUCACCGGUGACUCUACCACUUUUUUUCUGCUGUAAUUUUUGUGAUUGUAUACCAUAAGUAUAGAUACUCGAACUCGACAUUUCAAGAUAAUAUACCUCAUGUAAUACCUUUCAUGUAGUUUUGCAUUUUGUUUACUUUAUCGCAAAUUAUGUGCGAGUUCUGUACCAUGCUUUUUUUUCGCAGAAUUCUACUUGUUCUUGCCGCUC